UCUCCCCUGCAGGAGGACGGAGGAGCCCGGCGGGGGAAGGAAGGAAGCGCCGCCCGAGAGGAGGAGGAGGAGGAGAGGGGCCCCGCGGAGCAGCCCUGCCCGGUCCCGGCGCGGCUUCCCCGGGAGACGGCGGGGAAAGGCCGGGGGGCUCCGGGGCUGCCGGAGGGAUGAGCCCAGGGGGAGCCCGGGAAAGGCGGCUGCCUGGAGGGCGACGCGGGGAGGAGGAAACGGGCGGAGACCCCGAGACGGUCCUGGAGGGCGGAGGCUCCUUCGGAAGACCCGGAGGGCCCCCAAGGAUCCAGGAGGGAGGAAAAGAAUUUCAGUGCCCAGAAUGUGGAAAGUCCUUCAAGAGAAAUCACCAUCUGGAAAACCACUUAAGAAUCCACACAGGAGAGAAGAAAUACGAAUGCCCGGAAUGUGGAAAAUCUUUUACAACAAAUGGACAUCUUCAAAGGCAUCUAAGGAUCCACUCGGGAGAAAAACCUCAUAAAUGCUUUGAGUGUGGAAAGAGCUUCAGUUGGAGCAGCAGCCUUUAUGUACAUCAAAGGAUCCACACGGGAGAAAAACCGUAUAAAUGCCUGGAAUGUGGAAAGAGCUUCAGUCAAAGCAGCAACCUUUAUAAACAUCAAAGGAUCCACUUGGGAGAGAACCUGAAUAAAUGCUUAGAGGACAGACGGGCCUUCGGAAGACACAGGAAUCGCCAAAGGAUUCAGGAGGGAGGAAAGAAAUUUCAAUGCCCAGAAUGUGGAAAAUCCUUCAAAAGAAAUGACCAUCUCAAAUGCCAUCUAAGGAUCCACUCAGGAGAAAAACCUUAUAAAUGCUUUGAGUGUGGAAAGAGCUUCAGUCAGAGGGGAAAUCUUGAUACCCAUCAAAGGAUCCACUGGGGAGAGAAGCUGAAUAAAUGCCUGGAGGGUAGAGGCUCCUUCGGAAGACUCGGCAGUCCCCAAAGGAUCCAGGACGAUGGAGAGAAAUAUCAGUGCCCGGAAUGUGAAAAAUCCUUCCAAACGAACAAAACCCUCGAAACCCAUUUAAGAAUCCACACGGGAGAGAAACCGUUUCUGUGCCUAGAAUGUGGAAAAAGUUUUACCCAGAAAGGAACCCUUCGUGCCCAUGAAAGAAUCCACUCCGGAGAAAAACCCUAUAAAUGCCUGGAAUGUGGAAAAACCUUCCGUUUGAGCGGAAACCUAUAUGCCCAUCAAAGAAUCCAUACAGGGGAAAAACCGUUUAAAUGCCUGCAAUGCGGGAAAAGCUUCCGGCUCAGUGGGAACCUUUAUAUUCAUACAAGGACCCACACUGGGGAAAAGCCAUAUAAAUGCCAGUGUGGAAAAAGCUUUAUUGUAAGUGGACACCUCCUUCGACAUCAAAAAAUUCACAUUAGUGAAAAGCUGCAUAAAUGCCCAAAAUGUGAGGAGACCUUUAGUGACAGGGAAAGCUUUUGUAAGCAUAAAAAAAUCCACACGAGAGAAAAACUGCAUAAAUGCUUGGAGUGUGGAAAGCGCUUCCAUGAGAGGAGAAGCCUUUAUAAUCACACUAUAAGAAUUCACACUAGAGAACAAAUCUGGAAAUGUUUGGAGUGUGGAGUGUCCUUCCCAACGCUCAAAAGCCUGAGAAAUCAUCAAAGAAUCCACAGGAGGGAAAAGGAAUAUAAAUGCCUGGAGUGUGGAAAGAGCUUCAGUCAGAAGGGACAUCUUUAUAGACAUCAAAGGAUCCAUUCAGGGGAGAAACCCUACAAGUGCCUGGAGUGUGGAAAGAGCUUUACUGAGAGCGCGCAUCUCCGUCAACAUCAAAGAAUCCACACGGGAGAGAAACCAUACGAGUGCCUGGAUUGUGGAAAGCGAUUCCGUCAAAACGGCAGCCUUUAUAUGCACCAAAGAAUUCACACGGGAGAGAAGCCGUAUAAAUGCUUGGAGUGUGGGAGGAGCUUUACUGAUGGUGGACACCUCAGUCAACAUCAAAGAAUCCACACGGGAGAGAAACCCUUUCAAUGUCUGGAGUGUGGAAAAUCUUUCAGUCGGGUAGAACACCUCCAUCGGCACAAAAGAAUUCACACAGGGCAGAAACCCUAUCAAUGUGCAAAGUGUAGAAAGAAUUUCAGUCACAAGGCGAGCCUUUAUACACAUCAAAGAAUCCACUCGGGAGAAAAACCCUUUAAAUGCCUGGAGUGUGGGAAAUGCUUUACUCAGGGUGGCCACCUCUGCCAACAUCAAAGAGUUCAUACGGGAGAGAAACCCUUUAAAUGUCUGGAGUGCGGAAAGAGCUUCAGUCAGAGGGGAAACCUCCAUAUACAUCAAAGAGUCCAUUCAGGUGACAAAUGCCGAUAAAUGCCUGGCACUGGAAAGAAAUGUAAAUGUAUAGUGUGACUAUACGCUGAUGCACCUGGAAUGCUGUGAUCCUACCACAGAAGUGCUACCUUGCACUUGCAUUCGCAGGCUUUCAAACUGCCAAUUGGGCAGGACGAGAGCUCACUCCAUCACGCAACUCUUUGUCAAGCACAGGAAAUAUAAACAGUUCCAAGAUUUAUUGUGAACUUAAGCUCUCCACAAGCUUAACUACUCAACUACUAACAGUCAAGCGAAAUUAGUGCGAGUUAAUAGAAAGGAAUUUAAGGUGGGCUGGACUGGGAUCACUUGUGGGCGUGAAGGGGAUAACUGAUGAUACAGGUCAACUUGUUAUUCUAGAGUUUUUGGGUCUCGAACCCGAGCUGACAAGGUCAGAGUCUUUCACCACUGAGCCAUCAUGCCCUCUUGUAGGUAAAGUGUUGCUACAAUGCUUCAGUACCCAGCAAAGAAUGUCUAGCCCUGGAUAUAAUGCACAAGGCUUUUUUAAGAGCUGAGACAUUCCUUGAACAUCACAGAUCUAAUUGCCAUCCAUAAGGUACAGAUGUAACAGUAAUAGAGUUGGAAGGAACCUUGGAGGUCAUCUAGUCCAGCCCCUCUGCCCACGCAGGAGACCUAUACUGGGGAUUCGAGCUGUUGACCUUUCUGAUCGACAAGUUCAGUUCUCAGCCACUGAGCCACUUAGUCAGGAUUACGAGUACUUACUAGUACAUACAGUGUAGAUACUUAACUUCAUUGCCAUCUCAACUUGACUGUAUACUGUAUGAUCUGCCCAAGCAUUAAGCAUCAAACUUGUGAAUGGGACCGUUAUACUAUUUCCUUUUUUUAAAUUUGCAUUUAUAUCCCGCCCUUCUCCGAAGACUCAGGGCGACUUACACUAUGUCAAGCAAUAGUCUUCAUCCAUUCGUAUAUUAUAUACAAAGUCAACUUAUUGCCCCCAACAAUCUGGGUCCUCAUUUUACCUACCUUAUAAACGAUGGAAGGCUGAGUCAACUUUAGGCCUGGUGGGACUUGAACCUGCAGUAAUUGCAAGCAGCUGUUGUUAAUAACAGACUGUCUUACCAGUCUGAGCCACCAGAGGCUCCUUUAUUGCUAUGGUUUGUUUAAUGGAUGUGCUCUUUUGUGUGGCCUCAUUUGAUAUUAUAAUUUGAUAGUUCAAAUUGUUUAAAAGUAUUUACUCUGAUCACUCAUAAUACAAAUCGAUCCGCGUCUUACAAAUACCGCAAGGAGUACCGAAACCUAUUAGUACAGCUACAUACAAUUAUGCAUAUGGUAGUACAUUUACGGCCUCCAGACGGUCUCCAGAGUCUGGGAAGGCCGUUUUCGCCCUCCCGGAGGCUCAAGAGAAGCCUCUGGAGCCUGGGGAGGGCAAAAACACACCCACCACCACCCGCCGUGGUGCAGGAGGCCAACCAUGGCCACGCCCACCCAGCAAUGGGGCAGAGAACCCCUUGCUAAAAUUUUUGAAGCCCACCCCUGGCUGUCAGUACAUCCAAACUUCAGUCACUUGCCUGUCUCUCUUGGCUGAAACACAUCUCUCCCAAUGCAGCUGAUGGACACCAAACAGAGGAUGUACCUAUUUUGCAGUGUUCAAAGCUGUUUGCUUCCAGGAGGAUUCUGGGUGCCAGAUGUAAUACCUCCCCAAAAAAUUGGUGCAACAUUGCAGGCUGGGGGAUUCUGGGAGUUGAAGUCCGCCAGGCUGAAAGUUGCCCAGGUUGGAGACCUCUGAUCUAGACAGGUUUUGUUCCAUUUUUAAUGCAAUAGAACAGGGAAUGUUUAAACCAGGGAUCCCCAAACUUGGCAGCUUUCCCAUUCAAUUCUGGGAGUUGAACUCCACAAGCCUUAAAG
Ahaetulla prasina is the source of this 4184-nucleotide messenger RNA. RefSeq names its product zinc finger protein 721-like. Lineage: Eukaryota; Metazoa; Chordata; Lepidosauria; Squamata; Colubridae. The transcript has a single exon. The coding region runs from base 168 to 2321 and encodes 717 amino acids. The record is from RefSeq and is a predicted model, not a curated record.